AUCGAUCGGAACCCGGGUGCAACCCUGUUGAUCUGCCCCGUUGCAUAUCAUCAGGCGUGUUCAGAMGUUUCGAGGGAAUCCCAGUUUUCGGAUGAUGCACGAUACCGAGGUAAGGAUUCUCGUYAGGAUGAAGAAGGAUUAURAGCAAUCAGGAUUGGCGAGCAUUGCGAGGUGGCAAGCAGGCGGCAAGAUAGGGCGGGCAUAUAUGAUGCCCAAAGACAAGGACCUCCAGCGGUGGAGGCCCAUCUCUCCAAAUACAGGAGAUCCGUCCCGACUUGCAGCCUCUCGUGURGGAYGGGCCAUYAGGUAUAUGCUGCWCGGGGUAUCGAGGAAUGAGCAUUUGGACUUGGUUUCGAUGGAUGACGUGGGGAUACGCAGUAAGAAGAUUCAGAGAGAGUUGUGCCAGUUUGCAAACCUUAUGAUUGCCCGGAGUUACGACAUAAAAAAUAUGUUCUCUAGAUUAUCACAUGAGAGCGUGAGAGAAGCAGUGGAUUGGAUCGUGAAUCAUUUUCGGAGCAGAGGCAUCUUAGGGGUCCGUGUCAACUUUAUGGGGAAGMUGUGUACCAUGAUGAAGAAGGUGAGGAAGGAGGAAGGGUUUGCCACCCUGUCCUUUGACGUAAUUCGGAGAGAAGUGGAGUUUGAGUUGAGCAACUCAUUUGUAAGAUGCACGGGGAGUAUACUAAAGCAAGGAAUGGGCAUUCCCAUGGGAAGAAACUCCAGUCCUGCUGUAGCAUGCCUCGUCUGUGCUCGACCUGAAUCAAGGUUCGUAAAGAAUAUGUACCAGGAAGGGGUGUUGAUGAAGGAAAUGAGGAUGAUUGAUGACGUGGUAGUGUUGGCCGCUUUUUCCCGUACGCAGGUGGGAUCGUUCCGGAGGGCGAUCGGUGUGUUGGAUUUGUUUGAGUCGUGCUAUGACGAGAAUCUUAAAUUGAUUCGRAAGGACGAAGGUGGCAAUGCGUUUCACUUCYUUGGGAACCGGAUGAUCGUCGAGGUUGAUCCCGGGAUGGGGAGUGGGUUCCUGAUGAUGGGGGCGAAUCAGCAAGGACGGGUGUCAUGCUAUCUAUGCGGAAAAAUGAGACACUAUGCGCGUAACUGUUGGGCGAAUGGUAAUGGACGACCACAUCCGACGCAAGCACAAGUGCCGGUUGGAAUUGUGGUUGAGGAGGCGAAGGAAUUCAGAGAGUAUCUACGGGAGAAAAUUAAGAAAAAGAAACUGGACGAGGAAAAAAGGGAGAAGGAGGAGGAGGAAAGGAGAAGGAGGGAGGAGGAUAAUCGGAGGGAGCAGCAGAGGUUGAGGGAGGCCGAGGCGAGAGAGGCAAGACUAGAAGCCAGGUUAAUAAAGCUUCUUGCGCAGCACAAUAAGGCGAACGUACAUGGGAGUGCAUCGGGGACAAAAAAAUCCCCGAGGACCAAGGCGAGAGUGUUGCGAGAUAUAACAAGUUAUCUGCAAGAAUCUGAGGAUGAUAGCGAGGAAGUUAGGGAGGAGGCAGGGAGAUUGGUGGCCGCGAUCGAAAAGAGGAAGGGGAAGAGGAGGGGGGAUAAGGAAGAAGGAAGGUUUUCUAAGAUUCGGAUAGGGAGGAGGCCUAUUAGUGAGGUUUCGGUGAAGAUUGAGGAAGACGAGGAGGUUCGUACUCCUCCUCGGGAUGGAAAGGACGAUGAAGGGAAUGGGAUAUUGGAUUUCGCGAUGGAACUUCAUUGGCACCUAUCAGAGAAAAAGGUGCCUGAACUGCGCAAGCUAUAUAACCGUGAGGGGAUUGAGUGGUCGAAAAAAGAUACCGCUAUCGGCGAAUUGGUGAAAUGUAAGGCUAAGCUUGCGUACGGGGCACUAUUUGAGGAGAAGAAGUCACGUAACAAGAUCAAAAAUGUGGUGAGUCGGGUCUUGAAGAGGAAGUAUGGGGUAGAAAUACGGAAGAGACCAUGCGUUAAGGUGCCAUUCUCUCCGAAUAAGAAGAUGGGGGAGGUGAGGAUGUUAGCCCAUGAUGUCAUUAAGAUGGCUGGCAUGGAGACGCAACUUGCAAGCUUUGUGGCGAGACGGGUGAGGGUGGUGACAACUAAGAAGUCGUCGGUGGCUAUGCUGAUCCAUAAUCAAUGGAGGUAUGCCGAUUUGGAAAAAGUGCAGUGCACGUGUAUCCACAUACCACUUUCCAGAAGUAAUGGACAUGUGAAGGUGAGACUUGACGAGGUGAGGGGUAUGCCCAGGUUUGUAUGGAACUCUAGGAAUGUGUCAAGGAGCGAAGACUUGUCUCCGCUGAAGUUGGCAGGAUACAUCUCCGAGGGAGUGAGAGAAUGGGUGAAACAAGAAGGCGAUUUGUACGUUCUGGGACGGGUGAUGAGGUGCUUCAAGCAGGGAGGGGAAGUUGUGAUCGGAGGGAUGACUGAUAAUGAGGUGAGGCGAGGGAUUACUGAUAAAGAGGUGAGGCGAGCGAUGUCUGAUUACGCCAAUCUGGUUGCCGUGCCAAUCGAUCGGAACCCGGGUGCAACCCUGUUGAUCUGCCCCCUUGCGUAUCAUCAGGCGUGCGUUCAGACGUUUCGAGGGAAUCCCAGCUUUCGGAUGAUGCACGAUACCGAGGUGGGAUCGUUCCGGAGGGCGAUCGGUGUGUUGGAUUUGUUUGAGUCGUGCUAUGACGAGAAUCUUAAAUUGAUUCGGAAGGACGAAGGUGACAAUGCAUUUGACUUCCUUGGGAACCGGAUGAUCGUCGAGGUUGAUCCUGUUCAGAUUCACAUUUUCCCUCGUACUCGGAAUCAGCAAUCCUUGUCCGAUGGUGGGGGGUUGAAGGUGCAGUCGAUCCAGGACUUCGCCUCGUAUACAAAGAAGAGUACCAAGAAAGCUGCGAUUUUUGCCAAUCUUGUAAGGAUGAGUAGACAGUCCACGUCCGACGAAGCAUUGAAAGCGGCAAUCGUAGCUCUUAUGCUUGAAACUCGCCUCAGGGGGUACCCCCCGGAGGUCUCUCUUAGGGCCCUAGCAAAGUUUGGUAGGAUUUCUGGCGCAAAUGGCAGAAAUGCCAAAAAUGAUGUGGUGGUCAUGGAACAGACGAUUGAUGAGAACAUCCACCAAUUGGAAGAAGCUCUUAAAAAAGAGAAAACGCGCAAGGCAGAAAUGUUAAAGAAGAAAGAACAAGAUGAACAGCAAGCAAAACGAGAACAAGAAGUCAGACAGCAUGUGGUAACUGUGGAAGGGGAAGCACAAGUUGUGGCGCUGAUCCAACUGGUUGAGUACCUCGCUCAUUUGGAAACAAGACUUGACCAUUUUGAAACCAAGUUGGAAGAAUUGACCGUAGGAUUGAGGAAUGUGACUAACUUGGUCAAAGGAAAGGAAAAAGAGGUUCGGAAGGAACAACCUGAGAAGAAACUGAUGAGUGAUGCUAUGAAAGAUCUCAGGGUUGAAGUAAAGAAGGGGGAACCAUUUGGGCCGACGCCACCAUCAGGUCCCCCAUCCAGUCCUCACCCAUCAGGAGGAAAGAAAGACAAAGAAGAGAAACCUGAGAAGCCAAAGAAGAAGGAAAAAGUAAAGAUGGAAUUACCUUUCACGUUCAGUAAUAAGAAGGAUGAAAACUUAUUACUGUGGAUUGCAGAAAUACAGACCUACGUCGGGACGACCCCCGUGGAAGAAGAAUCACAGGUCGCCUUCUCCACGACGUGUCUCAGAGGGGAGGCCAAAGAUUGGGUCUUGGCCGAAGCUAACGCAACCGGAUUCGAUGAUAUUGGUAAGUAGGCCGGUACGAUGACCUUGAAAACAGUUCCUGGACUAGAUCCGGGAACGUUUCCUUGACAAGACAACGACCGAUAAGGCCUUCGAUCAA
Chara braunii is the source of this 3797-nucleotide messenger RNA. The record is from the annotation of a GenBank genome assembly. NCBI's taxonomy places the organism in Eukaryota, Viridiplantae, Streptophyta, Charophyceae, Charales, Characeae.